This is a messenger RNA of Dromaius novaehollandiae (emu), 1312 nucleotides long. RefSeq names its product leukotriene C4 synthase-like. The transcript is spliced from 6 exons. The record is from RefSeq and is a predicted model, not a curated record. The coding region runs from base 341 to 778 and encodes 145 amino acids. Gene Ontology annotation, biological process: leukotriene biosynthetic process. NCBI's taxonomy places the organism in Eukaryota, Metazoa, Chordata, Aves, Casuariiformes, Dromaiidae. Gene Ontology annotation, cellular component: endoplasmic reticulum; membrane; nuclear envelope. Gene Ontology annotation, molecular function: glutathione transferase activity; glutathione peroxidase activity; leukotriene-C4 synthase activity.
UUGAAAUUCCUGCUGUUUUCUGCAGAAUAAAGCUCCACUCUGUGCGGGAAAAGAAGAUGGGGAAUAAACAAGCCCUGUAGUUCUAUUUUCUAAGGGUCCAAUUCUCCCUUUGCCUCUGGGGAUGAGACAUGCCACCGACAUUUCUCUGCCUCGCCAGGGCAUGGUAGGCCAUGCAGGAGCUGCUCACGGGGGCUCGCAGCUCUUUGCAAACAGCACCGUGUCUCUGAGCAAACCUUUGCUGCCAGCUGCUGCCCCUGCCUGCCACAUCAGCAAAGACUAAAGCUGACCAGAGGAGCAUCUGAUCGGGAAACGGGGUUUUCUGGGGUGUGGAAGAGGCAAUAUGCUGGAUCAGAUUCAUCUGCUGGCUGCUGUGACGGUUCUGGGUGUCCUGGAGCAAGCCUACUUCUUCCUCCAGGUGAUCUAUGCCAGGCGGAUGUUUGGCGUUUCUCCUCCAAAGAUCUCAGGCCCUCCUGAAUUUGAGAGGAUCUUUCGAGCACAGGUGAAUUCCUCUGAGUAUUUUCCCAUUUUCCUGGCACUUCUGUGGCAGGCUGGCCUCUUCUUCCAUCAAGGUCUGGCUGCGGCCUUGGGUCUGCUCUAUCUCUGCUCUCGCUACUGCUACUUCACAGGAUAUCGGGCAUCGUCGCUGGAAAGGCUCCCCGCCAUAUACUUCAGCACCGCGGUCCUCUGGGUCCUCAUGGCGGCGGCAGCCCUGGGCCUCUCGCAUUUCUUCCUCGCUCACUACGUGGGGCUGAACAUCCCGCGGCUCCUCCUGGCGUGACACCUGCCUCCGGCCCUCGCAGGCGUCCUCUCCUUGGAGUCCCGCUCCCCCUGGCCUCGCGGUACCAGGCUGGCCGGUGUUGCCCCUCGUGGCAAGUGCACCCUUGCCGGGGGUUUGGACACCUCCUCCCCUGCUGCUGAGCACUGGCAAGAAGCACCGAGAUGUUGGGGAGAUAUUUUCCCCCCACAGCACUAUUUGUGCCACGUGCUCCAUGUCUGGGUGACAGCUAAGCCAGGCAUUUGGCUGCAGCCACCUGCGGGCUGGGGCACAACGAGAGAGGCGAGGGGCGAACGGGGGUGCCCACGGACGUACCGACGGCUGGGCUGUGCCCAGCACCUGCCUGCGCAUCAGCAGCACCAGGGACGGUUCAGAGAGGCCUUUGCAAUUUUUGUUAGCUGUCGCCCCUGGGUGAUGCUGUAAAUCACACCCAGCAAACCUGUAACCACUACUGCACGUAUAAUUUUGAAUAUUGCUGAGCCGCAACAUGUAUGAGUGCUACAAUAAAGGGCACUAAGCUUGCUGUGCUUUUUCCCC